Messenger RNA from Beauveria bassiana ARSEF 2860, 1050 nucleotides. RefSeq names its product putative HFM1/MER3 protein. Lineage: Eukaryota; Fungi; Ascomycota; Sordariomycetes; Hypocreales; Cordycipitaceae. The transcript has a single exon. Bases 1 to 1050 code for a protein of 349 amino acids. The record is from RefSeq and is a predicted model, not a curated record.
AUGGACAACUUGGACGAAAUUCGCACACGGUAUCAGCUUGCGCCGCCUACGUUUGCCAACAUUUGCAAAAUUGCCCCGCGGCCGGAGAGAAGUGCCAUCUUCCAGACUGCUUGCACAGCGAUUGAGUUGCAGACAUUCGCCAUACGACCAGCCGAACGAGCCUGGCUGAGAUACGUCAACGAGCACACGGGAAUUCCGUAUUCGAUCAGCGAGCCGGUGGCGGAGCCCUGGCACAAGGCGUCACUCGUCGUGCAGAUUGACCUGUCCGGGCAGCCGUGGCCGGCCAAGCUCACACAGGCGGCGCGCAAAGAGCUGCACAGCGACCGUGGGCGCAUCUACCGUGUUUUUGACCAGGUCUUGCGCUGCAUCAUUGACGUGCUCGGCCACCGCGGCGACGGGCGCGGUGUCUGCGCCGGGCUCGACGUGCUGCGUAGCUUACACGCCAAAGUCUGGGAGGGCAGCGGGACCAGCGGCGCGGAACUGCUCCAGGUGGAAGGUAUCGGUCUGGCGCGGCUCAAAAAGCUAGAUGACGCGGGCGUGCGCACCAUCAGGCGGCUCGCGGGGCUCGAGGGCUACCACAUUGAGCGCCUGAUGAGCAGGAAUCCGCCGUACGGACAGACAAUGGUCAGGCAGCUGGCGGGGUUUCCGCUCUUAACGUUGCAAGUUGAAAGCCUUGGCCAGAGCGAGAAGAAGGCAACGAUGGUGGCGGGUGGCGGCGGUGGUAGUGGUGGUGUUGGUGACGGCAGCGGGUUGUGGAUGGUGCGCGUGGUGAUGGGGUUUGAAAAUAAGGCGGUGCCGGUGUGGAAGAGAAAGACGCCAUGGGUGUCGUGCGUGAUGGAAGGUCGCGGCGAGGGCGAGGAGAAGGGGAGAUUGAUGUGGUUUUGGCGAGGAAGCGUCAAGAGGUUGGAUGUUGGGAGCGGUGGCGCUGGUGGUGGCGGCGGGAAAGAAGUUGUGGUGGGCGUGGCGGGCUAUCAAGGUUGUAAGGUGAGGGUGACAUUGGCGUGUGAGGUGGUGGUAGGCACCAUGGUGCAAAAAGACUUGGAGCUGUAA